AUGAUGGCAUCGCUUUCAAAGAAUACUACACUUCAGUAUAGCGUCUCGUAUAAGCUGUGGUGGCAAUUUUGUCAUAAAAAUAAUUUAGAUCCUUACGCAAGUUCUGUACCGUCAAUUUUGCUAUUUUUAUCAGAGCAGUUUAAUAAUGGGGCCGCUUACGGUUCGCUCAAUAACCAUAGAUCGGCUUUGUCAUUACUUCUAGGAGACUGUGUAGGUUCUAAAGAACAAAUAAAAAGAUUCCUAAAGGGCGCAUACAAGUUAAGACCAGCCCUUCCAAAAUAUACUGGUACUUGGGAUCCAAAAAUUGUCUUAAAUCAUAUUGGAGAUUGGGUUCCCAAUGAAACACUUUCAAUUGAAAAACUCACAAAAAAAUUAGCAGUAUUAAUGGCAUUAUGCACAGCACACCGAGCUCAAACAUUGUCUUUAAUAAAGAUAGACAAUAUUAAGAUAUGUUCUUCAGAUGUUAGAAUCAGCAUCACUGACAUAAUAAAAACGUCUGCAGCGGGUCGUCAGCAACCCCUUCUAAUUUUACCUUACUUUAUAGAAAAUAUAAAUAUUUGUCCAGCCACGGCAAUAAAAGAUUACUUAGAAAUUACAAAUAAAAUCAGACCCGCAGGUUGUCGGAACUUAUUGCUAACAUACAGGCGGCCACACAAGGCGGCCACUGCUCAAUCUAUCAGUAGGUGGAUUAAGAACGUGUUAGCGGAGAGCGGCGUGGACGUGACUGUGUUUAGUGCACACAGUACGCGCCAUGCUGUCACCUCAGCUGCUAGGUCCGCUGGGGUGUCCCUAGAUACGAUCAGAAAAACAGCCGGAUGGUCGUCGGCAUCAGAGACCUUUGCAAAGUUUUAUCAUCGCCAAAUUAUUGACGGAAAUAAGUUUGCAAGAACUGUCCUUUUAAAUAAUUAA
Parnassius mnemosyne (clouded apollo) is the source of this 909-nucleotide messenger RNA. Lineage: Eukaryota; Metazoa; Arthropoda; Insecta; Lepidoptera; Papilionidae. The record is from the annotation of a GenBank genome assembly.